Molecule: messenger RNA, 1233 nt
Organism: Soboliphyme baturini
Lineage: Eukaryota; Metazoa; Nematoda; Enoplea; Dioctophymatida; Soboliphymatidae
Source: the annotation of a GenBank genome assembly
AUGGCCGUCGUCGUAGUGCAGGAUCGACGGUUUGCUCUACAGAAGCUUAUUCCCUCGAUUUUUGACACUGUUAUUGGCACGCUUUAUUUAGCACUCUCCUGCAAUGUUUGGAUUGGGUUCAUAUUUGCUUUGACCGCAUUGGCUUACUUCGUCGUUACCAUCUUAAUGGUUAAAUACUGCAUCAAAAUCGCAUUAGUCACCUGGCGGCCGAACGGCGGCGUAGAAGCGGUCGUUACAGGCUUUCCGGCGAACGUAUCCGGGAUGAGCGAUAGCGGAGAACCGUCUGGUGUUUUACUGCUGUUCCACUUGUUACAUGCCUUGGUCUUGACAGCAGGAUUUGUGUCCGGAUUAUUAUGCGGCUCCUACUUGGUGUUUUCCAACGAAGGCAAUUCGCCUUCGUGCUCAGUUGGGGACCUCAUUGCUUUUUCCGUCCUACUGGUGCUGGUAGUUCAGUCAUUGCAUUCGCUUCGGGCCUACAUUCUGACGAUGUUGCAGUGUACAUUGGAAUCGCAGCAGAUAUUUAGUCUUUUCCGCAGUCUCUUGGUUAGAGCAGUGCUGCACGAGGCCGCUUUCAGUGGUGCUCUGGGGAGCCAGAGCGUUUUUAAUACGAUCAAAGAGGACUCUACAACCAUCAAUACCGUCAAUGCGGUCGAAUUUUUCGGAAUAGGCUCACCGGGAAGCGGCAAGACCACAAUCGCACGUUUGAUCCGUGGCGUCAUCGACGACUACGAAGGUGAUAUCAUGGUUUGCGGUGAAAAUAUCCGAAACAUUCCGCUGUUAGCAUUACAAAAGAAAGUUGCAGUUAUUACUCCUGAUCUUGUGGCCUUCAACCAUACGGUUAGAUCUGGUAUCGAGGACGGCAAGUUCGACAGUGGUGUCAGACUCGAUAAUGGAGAAGUGGAGGCGAUUGGCAGUUUGGCGAACAGUUCGAACGUGACUUCAUCGUAUUUUGCAGAUGAUGCGGGAGUCGAUGGACAGAAUCCGGAUCAGCGAAACAGAAAUACGCGGCUGCGCCUUACGAUCAGUCUGGCUCUUUUUAACAAUUCACCAGUUAUCUUUGUCGAUCAGGUGGUUUGCGGUGAGACUGUAAACGGAGAAUUCGUUAAAGGCAACUGGCGAAAGAUUUUCACUGGCAAAACUAUCGUCAUCCUCACUGAUCAGGUUUCUGAUGCUCUUCACUGUGACAUGAUUUUUGUGCUGAAAGACGGACAAAUCGUUGAACAAGGAAGGUGA